CUCGAAUACUGACGUUUUACCGUGUAAUUUAGGAAAAUUUUCCGCAAAUUAAGUAUUUUGCAUCCUCCGCCGUUUGAAUGUUUACUGAAAACAGCUGUACGUUAAAAUACUGUGAUUAGACGAUCGUAUUCUUUCAAACAAAUUUAAUCGAUCACCGAAGAAUUUUACUUCCACAAACAGCAGAGCCCGUGAAAUGUCGGCCGUCAAAUUGCUAGAAGACAGAAUCGCCAAUUUGGAGAAGCAAGUGUACGGGCUUGGCAAAAUGAUGAGCGUCGACGACCCAGCACCGCCAAACGCCGUUGUCGACCGACUCGCCGAUGUCAACUCGUUAAUCAGCUCGGCAUUGUCAGGCAGGGAAAAACCGAACGCGGUUAUCAAGCGUUUGCCGGAGUUAAAUGGCUACUUGGAGCCCACUUCCGAAGAGAUUGAUAUGCCCGCGAGUGCUAAAGCGCAGUUGUUGUUGACAAUGGAACCAGAGAUCCUGGAGAAUUACAAGUUGUUAACCAAAGUGCAGGAACUCGCGCCUGUGUUGGAGUCAGAACGUAUCAAAGACUCGCCCGAGUUGAACAACACAUUCAACAAGAUAUCGCUGUCGUAUCUCGAAGCUUACAAGGAUUCCAAAGAGCUGAGCGCUCACGUACACGAGCUGCUAUCUAAGUAUAACGCGGUUAUAAAUAGUAUAUCGGAAUCGUUAAUUAUUUUAGAUAAUGCGGUUACAGCCGCAGAAGUAGCAGCUAAGCCGAAAAAGCAAGCAGAUGAUUAACGAAAUAAUUAUUCGGUCCAUUUAAAUAUAUCAGUUAAUUUAUAUCGUGUUUUAAUACAAGUUAAUAUUUUUCAAUUUCUGCUUCAAUUUUGUAUAGUGCAAAUUCACUUUUAAUCGCGUAUCUUUUAACUUAUUUAUUAUAGAAAAUUGUUUUAGAAGCGAGUUGGUCAGGAUAAGGGAAAGAAAAUAUCAGGCCUGUGUAAAAUACAUUUAUUUACCAGUUUUACUUGAAAUAUAAAAAUACGCAUUCAUCAGUGACUACGUAUAUGUGUAAACAUACUUUACUGUUUAAUCUCUAUAACAAUGCAUUUUAUUAAAAAAUAGUCAUAUAUUAUAUACAUUUAUCCUAUCUAUUAUCUAGUUCUAUCCACGGUUCAUUUCAGAAAUCCUUAUUUAGGAUCUCUGAGACAAACUGUUGAUUCAUAUUUAAUGGGACAUGCAUAUGUAUCGGUCUCUCAUAUUAAAUAAUUACCUUGUAAUUGGUGUACAUAAAGUGAACUAGAAAUAUCUAAAAUAUCACAAAAAUAUUAUUUUUAAUUCGAUUCGGGCGACAGCAAAUUUCGUGUAAAUAUAGUAAUAAGUAGGAAUUUUGAAUAUGUAGGAAUGUAAAAAAUUCAUCUUUAAGAGACCCGUUACACUAAUAAAUUCUUAAUACCACAUUAUUCAUAAUAAA
Molecule: messenger RNA, 1436 nt
Organism: Temnothorax curvispinosus
Lineage: Eukaryota; Metazoa; Arthropoda; Insecta; Hymenoptera; Formicidae
Exons: 2
Coding region: 194-763 (189 amino acids)
Biological process (GO): cytoskeleton-dependent cytokinesis
Cellular component (GO): dynactin complex
Source: RefSeq, a predicted model, not a curated record